Molecule: messenger RNA, 1689 nt
Organism: Paramecium tetraurelia
Lineage: Eukaryota; Ciliophora; Oligohymenophorea; Peniculida; Parameciidae
Exons: 3
Source: RefSeq, a predicted model, not a curated record
AUGGAUGAAGAUACAAUAGUUUCAAUAACACCUGCUUAACUUUAAUUAAAAUCUGGAUAUUGGAGACCCUAUAUAAAUAGUGAAAUUCUUGAAUAUUGCUAAAAUAAAAUUGAGAACUGUUUAGGUGGAUGGAGAUAAGGGGAUGAAACUUGUGAAAUUGGCUAAUUAGGAGCUUGUUGUGAAGCUUGUGAUUAAUACAAUAUUAGAGGAAAUGGUUAAUAUAGUCUUAAGAAAUUAUAUUAAUGUUAAAAGUGUGACGAUUUGGAUAAACAAAUUAUUUAUAUAAUAUUGAUAGCCUUAUGGAAUUUACUUUCAAUCUAUUUAUCAACAAAUGGAGUUGAGAAAUUGAUAUUAGAAUUAUAGAAAAAUAAAGUAGGAUCAAGACAAUUAAUAAUUAACAAUAAUAAACAAACUGGUCCACUUAUGAAAAUGCUUACAAAUUAUUUACAAAUCUUGGCCAUCAUAAUAAAUUUUAAUGUUGAAAUUCCAUAAGUAUUUAAGGAUUAUUAUAAUAUUACUGGGAACUCUUAAACAAUGUUAUUAGUAACCACAGAUUGCUUUUUAGCUUAGAAUUUUUAAGAGGGACUCAUAUAUGUGAAAAUAAUAUAUAGUAUUAUUUGUCCACUUUUUUAUGGAUGGAUCUACUUAUCUAUAUACUUCUUAUUGAAAUCCUUAAAGAAGAUUGUUUAUAAUGAAGUAAUACCAAAAACUUGUGUCUUAUAUUUGUUUUGCUAUUACUAAAUAUAGGUGAUUUAAUUAUUAAUAUCUUCAUUAUCAUUUAGGACAUUAUCAGGCAUAAAAUGGAUCCAAGGCGACUUGGCUUAUUAAUUUAAUACAUCACUUCAUCAAUAAUGGAUUCCUUAUCUUAUCUUACUAAUAAUCAUCAUUGGAGCUACAGUACCAGGAAUAUUUAUAAUAUACUUAACAAAAUAUAAAAAUUCACUUUAAAAAUACGAUGUGAGAAGAUAAUGGGGAUACUUAUAUUUAGAAUAUUAGCAUAAAGCCUAUUAUUGGGAAAUAAUUAGGAUUGUCAGUAGAGAGUUGAUAAUGAUUGCAAUUACAUUUUACCAAGAUAAUAUGGUUAUUAAAUGCACGCUUUUAUUUAUUAUAAAAUUUGCCUAUUUAUUUGCAAACUAAAUAGUUUUACCUUUCAAGACAAAAACUUUAAAUUAAUUAGAAUAAAAUAGUACUUUUUUAUGCAUUUUUACCUUAUUUGCAGUUCUUUCAUUAUCAUUAACAAGUAGUUUUUCUACUAUUGUUAUAUUAUCUAUAAUUAUAACAAAUAUCUAUUUAUUGAUUACCUUUAUUUAAAGUUUAAUAAAUGGAUAUUUAUAAUCUAUGGAGGAGUUAAUAGACAAGAUCAAGGAUUUUAUGAGAGAAAAACUAAAAUCAAAAUUAAAAUAAUAUCCAUCUUUGGAUAGUUGGCUUGUAAACAAAGGUUAAAGGAGAAAGAUAAUGCUUGAGAGAUUUAAAAAAAUAAAGAAGCAUCUCUCUGUAGUGAGAUCAAAACUUAGUAGUAUAGAAAGAUAGAAAUUUUCACAAAAUCCAUCAUCUAGUGGUUUGUCAGACCCAAGAGAAUUCAAGUUAACUUUGGUGAGACAAUAAUAGAUUUUAUUUACAAGAAGUGAAUCCAAUGAUAUCAAUGACCCUUUCACUAAUUUAAUUAGCAAAAUGAAAUCAGAAGAAUGA